CAAUUGGACAUCAAUCUGCUGCUAGAUUGACGGAGGUCGCCCUUAUCCAGUGCCACCUACCGUCUGGCGAGGUAACAAGGCGACGGCGGCGCUGCAGCGUCACUGGACGGCUCCCCGUCGUCGCAGGAGGGCGGCAAUGACGCCUCUCCGGCUGCUUCUCCUGUGUGGUGUAGUGGCUGCCGGGCGCCGGUACCUGUUCACAGCGCCCAAAGCCUUCUUCGCCGGCACGCCUGAGCGGGUGUGUCUGACCCUGUUCGACGUGCCCGAGACCGGCAACCUGACGCUGACGUUCAGGAGAAGUGAGAGUAGCCCGACGUUCGCACAGCACACCCAGCAGGUGUCGGGCGUGGCGGGUGGGUCCAAGGAAACAUGCUUUGAGGUUCAAACACCAGAGCUUGACGAUUUCACCAUGUGGAUGGGUCUGGAAGUUACUUACCCAUCCGCCGUCAACUACACCAUCUCGGGAAAUCAGUACAUCUCUGUCUUCUCGAACAACGCGCCUGAAGAUCAUGUCUUCAUUCAGACAGACAAGUACGUGUACAAGCCGGGACAGGUGGUCCGCUUCCGCGUCCUCUCCGUCAACGGGAAACUGAGGCCGAUUUCGGAGCCGUUGCCGCAGAUUUACAUCGAAUCGCCGGCCGGGACGAGGGUGGCGCAGUGGACAAAUGUGACUGGUCAGAGCGGGCUGGUGCAGCUGGAGAUGCAGCUGGCCGGGGAACCCAGUCUGGGUGAAUGGAACAUACACGUAGCGACAAGCGGCGAGCGUAGGGUGACAAAGCCAUUCAAGGUUGAGGAGUUUGUGCUGCCCAGGUUCGAGGUCAACAUCCAGGGUCCUUCAUUCAUUCUGGAUGAUGCCGAGGAAGUGACGUUGAAGGUGUGCGGAAGACGUCCGGGGCCGACUGUGCCGUGUUUCGAGUCAGCGGCAGUGACCUCGGCUUCGGAAAAACAUUGGACAAGCCUUACAGGCUGGAGGCCACCGCCGAACUCACAGAGGAUGGCACUGAAGUCACGAUCAAGGGCACCAAGACGUUCUCCAUAGCAUACCAGGAGCUGAACCUCGAGACUGACAACUUGAGAAGCAAUUAUUUUAAGCCAGGACUUCCCUUCACUAAUUGAAUCAGGGUACGCCACCCGGACAGCACACCAGCUCCCGGCGAGCUGGUCAAGCUGUGUUUUGAGACCCAUUGGACGACGACAGAGGACGGAAUCAGC
Molecule: messenger RNA, 1212 nt
Organism: Pollicipes pollicipes
Lineage: Eukaryota; Metazoa; Arthropoda; Thecostraca; Pollicipedomorpha; Pollicipedidae
Product: alpha-1-macroglobulin
Exons: 8
Coding region: 137-1039 (300 amino acids)
Molecular function (GO): endopeptidase inhibitor activity
Source: RefSeq, a predicted model, not a curated record